AUGGCGGGGGGAGAUAAGAAGUCAGUGGUCCCUUACGGGCGGGGAGACGCCGUCGCGGAGGUGGGCGCGGGCGGCGGAGAGGGGGAGGGGGAGGAGCGUGAGACUUGGGGCAAGAAAGUGGACUUCCUUCUGUCGGUGAUCGGGUUCGCGGUGGACUUGGCCAACGUGUGGAGGUUCCCUUAUCUCUGCUUCAAGAACGGCGGCGGUGCGUUCCUGGUGCCGUACUGCGUGAUGCUGGUGCUGGGGGGCAUCCCGCUCUUCUUCAUGGAGUUGGCACUCGGCCAGUACAACCGGAAGGGCGCCAUCACCUGCUGGGGCCGCCUCGUGCCGCUCUUCAAAGGCGUGGGGUUCCAAGUCGUCUGCAUCGCCUUCUACGUCGACUUCUUCUACAACGUCAUCUUAGCGUGGAGUCUCCGCUUCUUCUUCGCCUCCUUCACCACGGAGCUUCCCUGGACCAACUGCAACAACGAGUGGAACACACGGAACUGCAGGGAGACGGACGACUACGACCCGGACGACCCGAGCCAGGACUCCAACAAGACCACCACGCCCGCCGAGGAGUACUGGACGCGCGAGGUGCUGCAACUCCAGCACAGCGGCGGCAUCCAGGACCUCGGCAUCAUCAAGUGGGACCUGGCACUGUGCCUCCUGGCUGUCUACCUGAUCUGCUACUUCUCCCUGUGGAAAGGCAUCUCCACUUCAGGCAAGGUCGUAUGGUUCACGGCCGUGUUCCCGUACGUGGUGCUGUUUAUUCUCCUGAUUCGCGGAGUGACACUUCCGGGCGCCAUCCAAGGCAUCAAGUAUUACCUCAGCCCCAACUACUCCAAGAUCUGGGUCGCCGAUGUGUGGGUCGACGCGGCAACGCAGAUCUUCUUCAGCCUGGGUCCCGGGUUCGGCGUCCUCCUCGCCUUCGCCUCCUACAACAAGUUCCAUAACAAUGUCUACAAGGACGCGAUGGCGACGAGUCUCAUCAACUGCGUCACGAGCUUCGUCUCCGGCUUCGUGAUCUUCUCCGUGCUGGGCUACAUGAGCCACAAGAGCGGAAAGCCGAUCAACGAAGUCGCCGACCAGGGACCCGGACUCGUGUUCGUGGUGUACCCCGAGGCCAUCGCGACGAUGCCCGGCUCCACCUUCUGGGCCAUCAUCUUCUUCAUGAUGCUGCUCACGCUCGGCCUCGACUCGUCGUUCGGAGGCUCGGAGGCGGUGAUCACGGCCCUGAGCGACGAGUUCCCGAUCAUCGGCCGGAACAGGAAGGCUUUCGUGGCGAUUCUCUUCACUUUCGACUUCUUCGUUGGUCUCAGUUGUUGCACGCAGGGCGGUUACUACGUGUUUUCGCUGCUGGACCGAUACGCCGCUGGAUACUCCAUCCUCUUCGCUGUCUUCUGCGAGGCCAUAGCUGUAUCCUGGAUUUAUGGCAUUGGCAGACUGUGCAACGAUAUCAGGGAGAUGAUCGGCUUCGCUCCCGGAUGCUACUGGAGAAUCUGCCUGCAGUUCUUCGCCCCCAUCUUCAUUGGCACCAUCAUCGUCUACGGCCUCUACGACUACAAGCCGCUCUCGGCCGACAGCUCGGGGAUGUACCCGUGGUGGACCGACCUCCUAGGCUGGGUCAUGGCCGGCUCCUCCAUGAUCAUGAUCCCCUUCGUGGCCAUCUACAAGAUCGUGCGGCUGCCCGGGCCCGCGUCCUUCUCCAAGCGCCUGAAGAUCCUGACCACGCCGUGGCGGGACCAGCAGGUGUCCGUGGGCAACGGCGUGCGCGCAGAGACCAACCAGAUCAUCCUCAACUCUGACACUCCAGCCCCAGACUCGGUAUAA
Penaeus indicus is the source of this 1812-nucleotide messenger RNA. RefSeq names its product sodium-dependent dopamine transporter-like (gene DAT). Bases 1 to 1812 code for a protein of 603 amino acids. Gene Ontology annotation, cellular component: neuronal cell body membrane; presynaptic membrane; plasma membrane. The record is from RefSeq and is a predicted model, not a curated record. NCBI's taxonomy places the organism in Eukaryota, Metazoa, Arthropoda, Malacostraca, Decapoda, Penaeidae. The transcript has 13 exons. Gene Ontology annotation, molecular function: dopamine:sodium symporter activity. Gene Ontology annotation, biological process: sodium ion transmembrane transport; dopamine uptake involved in synaptic transmission.